Messenger RNA from Paramuricea clavata, 1065 nucleotides. The record is from the annotation of a GenBank genome assembly. NCBI's taxonomy places the organism in Eukaryota, Metazoa, Cnidaria, Anthozoa, Malacalcyonacea, Plexauridae.
AUGAUGGAACAUGUCAGCGUUGUUUCUGAAUUUUUAAACUUUUUCCCGAAGCGGUUUGCUUUGUUGGUCAAGACUAUCGAAGAAAUGCUACCUGAAUCACGUCAUAAACGUCUAAUCAACGUUUGCAAAACCAGAUGGGUGGCAAGAAUUGAUGGUUUGUCUGUUUUCAUUGAAGUUUUCCCAGCUGUUAUCAGAUGCUUUGACAUAAUUCGCGACAACAUUAACAAUACUUGGAAUCCCGAGUCUGUGCAGAAAGCUGGUUAUUUGUACUUGGGUAGUGUUUCGUGUUUGUUCAUUGUAACUCCUGUCAUUGUUUCAAGAUGUCUUGAGGUGACUCGUCCGCUCACUGUUCAACUGCAAGAGAAGGCUAUUCAUGCCGGUGCAGCUAGAGAAAAGGUGUCUUGUCUGUACGUUCAUCUAGAGAAUGUUAGAAAUGAAGAGGAUGCCAAGCAUGACUUGUGGUUCGAAGAAGCAGAAUCUGUUGCAGAAGGCGUGGGGACCUUGCCAGAAAAGCCCAGGGUAGCAUCUAAGCAACAACACCGCGCGAACACACCAGCUGACACGCCGUCAGAUUACUAUCGGAGAGUAAUAACAAUUCCUGUUCUGGAUCAUUUGAAGUCACAAAUCCAAACCCGCUUUACCGCAGAUAACUUGGAUGUUCUAGAUGCAGUUUACGGUUUACCAAGGAAUGUUCUGAUGUAUCCUGACUGGAAAACCAAAUUUUCUAAAUUCCUAGAAAUAUACAAGGAUGACUUGCCUCAACCUUGUUUCCUUGCCACAGAAUUGGAGAUGUGGAGUGAGCGAUGCCGAAUGGAGAAAGGCCCCCUGCCAACCAAACUCGUUGAUGUUUUGCCAUUUGUCGAUGAAAUUAGUUUCUCAAAUAUCUAUACGGCUUUUCAAAUUUUUGCAACAAUCCCUGUCACUACUUGUUCGUGCGAAAGGUCUAUCUCUGCACUACGGCGAUUGAAAACAUAUCUACGCAGCACCAUGUCAGAGUCGCGACUCAGAGGCCUAGCCUUACUUAACGUACACCGUGAAAUUCACUUGGAUACUGAACACAUAUAA